AUCUUUGUCCAUUAAAAUGGGUUUUAAAUCGAGAAACAUUGUCUAUGAAAAUGAAUUUUUUAUUAAUAUGUUUCCUGAGAUAGUUUGACUAAGGAGGGAAAGAAAGGUGAGAAAGAUAGUCGCCGAUCAAGUUUUGUAGUCUCGCGUUAUGAAGAGGUUCAUGCCGGUGAGUAGGAGAGGAAGAGUCAUGACAGGCGGAGGCGAGAGAAAGGCCGGGAACUCGGCGAUGACGAUCGCGCCUGUUGAUGGUAACGCGAUGGAGAGGCCCCGAUCCUAUCCUCCUAGGCGACCCGGGGUGUCAGCCGUCAAAAGUUGGCCUCCGAAUUGUGGAAGGAGGAGGGACCUUAGCAAUGAUGGUGGCAGAGCUCCAACAGUGGGGAUCGUCGAAGAGGAAGAGGAGGAGUAGAAGGAGGAAAACCAUCUGGAGCUUGAGCAUGAGUAUGCCGACGUUGACUCGACUAAAGAGGUGACUGUAAAGGGGGUAAAAUCUUCGUCGAGGUUUUUUAGUUUAUUUCUUUAAUUUCAAGUUAUGCUAGUUAAUUUACGAGUUUGCGGGAUCAUGUGUGUGAGGCAAUCCCACCGCCUACUUAAGGUGGAAGCACGCGUUGCGCUAUGUAUGUAUGGAUCAUGGUAAUAUGAACCCCCAGGUGUUUGGGCCACUACUAGACGCGGUAGAUGGUCGGGUCACUGUUGAACGACGAUACGUAAGGUAGUAGUUGACUGGACUUGGAUUGGAUGGCGAUACGUAAAGCAGUACCAUUGCCUUGAGGAUAGGGACAGCGAAUGGCGAUACGUAACGCGGCAAACCCUAGUAAUAUGUAUAUGAGUUAAGAUAGAAGUAGAGAACUUCUAUAGGCUAUUAAGGAAUGAUUAUUUAAGAGCAGAAAGCGAGAACGGAUUUCUAUCUAGAAAGAAAUUCUAAUAAUGUGUUGGUGAGGAUUUGUCUAGGCCAAAGACUUUAGAAAGUAACGACGAGAUUGUCCCCUUCUCACUCACUAGGUCGAGGAAGGGUUAGCGGAGAUGGAUUCCGAAAAGAUGCAAGGCAAAGCAAGAGGCUGUUUCUGAGCGGACGUGAUCGAGGGGAGCUCAGCGAGAAGAUAGAGCUAUAGUUAUUUUCAUUAUUUUUGUUCAUGAUUAUGAGUUUAUAAACUAUAGAUUCGAGG
Linum trigynum is the source of this 1163-nucleotide messenger RNA. Lineage: Eukaryota; Viridiplantae; Streptophyta; Magnoliopsida; Malpighiales; Linaceae. The record is from the annotation of a GenBank genome assembly.